Messenger RNA from Onychostoma macrolepis, 4204 nucleotides. RefSeq names its product amyloid beta (A4) precursor protein b (gene appb). Gene Ontology annotation, cellular component: cell surface; membrane raft; plasma membrane. Gene Ontology annotation, biological process: central nervous system development; axonogenesis. Bases 219 to 2474 code for a protein of 751 amino acids. Gene Ontology annotation, molecular function: serine-type endopeptidase inhibitor activity; signaling receptor activator activity; signaling receptor binding. The transcript is spliced from 17 exons. Lineage: Eukaryota; Metazoa; Chordata; Actinopteri; Cypriniformes; Cyprinidae. The record is from RefSeq and is a predicted model, not a curated record.
CCCUGACCACCUUCGAUCUACAACUCCACUCUCUCGCACACUCUCCAGACGUGUGGUCAGCUGACUUUCACUGGAGCAGCUGUGUGCAGUCGCGCAUUCUCACAAAGCACAACCAGCACAGACGAUAGGAGAACACGGAGCUGAAAAUCGCCACAGAAAAACCCUGAUCCUCUCAGGACGUUUAUCCAUCAGGACGUGCUACAUUCGGGAACACGGCCAUGGGUAUGGACCGUACGGUAUUCCUGCUGUUAAUGCUGACGAGUCUGUCGCUCGCCAUCGAGGUGCCAUCGGAUGACUCAGUGGGCUUGUUGGCGGAGCCCCAGGUGGCCAUGUUUUGUGGGAAACUCAACAUGCAUAUCAACAUCCAGAGUGGCAAGUGGGAGCCAGAUCCAACUGGCACCAAGAGCUGCAUCGGCACCAAAGAGGGCAUCCUUCAGUACUGCCAAGAGGUAUACCCAGACCUCCAGAUCACUAAUGUAGUGGAGGCCAACCAGCCCGUCAGCAUCCAGAACUGGUGCAAAAUGGGUCGUCACCAGUGCCGCAGUCACACGCGCAUUGUGGUCCCCUACCGCUGCCUGGUUGGGGAGUUCGUCAGCGAUGCCCUCCUCGUCCCAGAUAAAUGCAAGUUCCUGCACCAGGAGCGAAUGGAUAUGUGCGAGAGUCACCUGCACUGGCACACAGUGGCCAAAGAGUCCUGCGGUGAUCGUUCCAUGAAUCUCCAUGACUACGGCAUGCUGCUGCCGUGCGGCAUUGACCGUUUCCGUGGUGUAGAGUUUGUGUGCUGCCCUGUGGAGGAGCAGAAGGAGUUAGACAGCGAGGAGCAGGAGGAGGCCAACUCAGAUGUGUGGUGGGGCGGCGCAGAGGCCGAGUAUACUGACAGCAGCAUACUUAGAGAACAGUCCCCAACCAAACCUGAGCCUGCUGUGACUGAGGAUGAUGAGGAUAUCAACAAUGAGGAAGAGGAAGUCUGGGAUAACGAUGAAGAUGGUGAUGGUGAAGAUGAUGACGAUGAGGAAGAUGACGAUGAAGACACAACUGAUGAACAAGACACCAGUGAGCAGACCUCCAACGUUGCCAUGACAACCACCACCACUACCACAACAGAGUCUAUAGAGGAGGUUGUGCGAGCGGUAUGCUGGGCCCCUCCUCGGUCGGGGCCGUGCCAUGCUAAGCUAUCCCGCUGGUAUUUUGUGGUGCAGACGGGCCGAUGCACCCCCUUCAUGUUUGGGGGCUGCGGGGGUAACCGCAAUAACUUUGAAUCUGAGGAGUACUGCAUGGCAGUCUGCAGCAGCAGCGUGUUGCCGACCAUGGCCCCGAGCCCUGCUGAUGCUGUGGAUCGUUACCUGGAAGCUCCAGGAGAUGUGAAUGAGCACACCCGCUUCCAGAAGGCAAAGGAGAGCCUGGAGGCCAAACACAGAGAGAAAAUGUCAGAGGUGAUGAGAGAAUGGGAGGAGGCAGAGAGACAGGCGAAGAAUCUUCCUCGUGCUGAUAAGAAGACCAUAAUUCAGCGCUUCCAGGAGAAGGUGGAGGCGUUGGAGAAGGAAGCGGCCGGGGAGAGACAGCAGCUGGUAGAAACCCACAUGGCACGCGUGGAAGCUCUGCUGAACGACCGUCGCCGCCAGGCUUUGGAAAGCUACCUUAGUGCCCUGCAAUCUGACCAGCCUCGGACUCGGCAGGUCCUCAAUCUGUUGAAGAAGUACAUACGAGCGGAGCAGAAGGACAGGCAGCACACUCUCAAACACUUUGAGCAUGUGCGAGAAGUGGAUCCAAAGAAGGCAUCUCAGAUUCGGCCUUUUGUGAUGACCCACCUGCGUGUGAUUGAAGAACGCAUGAACCAAUCCUUGGGGUACCUCUACAAGGUGCCACAAGUGGCUAAUGAAAUCCAGGACCAAGUGGCUUUACUGAUUCAGCGUGACCAGGCUGAAGUCACCCAGCAGUUGUCGUCUCUCCAGAGUAAGAUGAGGGUGAGCUAUGGGAACGACGCCCUGAUGCCUGACCUGCCUGACAGCACCACUCCCCUGGACACCCUGCCACCGGAGCAGGACGGCCUGGGCUUCAUCCACCCUGAAAGCUUCAACCAGGCCAACACUGACAACCAUGUUGAACCCGUAGAUGCCCGUCCAAUUCCAGAUAGGGGUCUGCCUACGAGACCCGAGAUUCCAAAGGUUCGGCUGGACAUUGAGGAAAGGCACAACGCUGGUUAUGAUGUUCGUGACAAGAGACUGAUGUUCCUUGCAGAAGACAUGGGCUCUAAUAAGGGGGCAAUCAUUGGGCUGAUGGUGGGUGGAGUUGUCAUCGCUACUGUGAUUGUAAUCACUCUUGUUAUGCUAAGGAAGAAGCAGUACACUUCCAUUCACCAUGGAGUUAUUGAGGUGGAUGCAGCGGUGACCCCUGAGGAACGUCAUCUCACUAAGAUGCAGCAGAAUGGCUAUGAGAACCCCACCUACAAGUUCUUCGAGCAGAUGCAGAACUAAAGAACCACUUCAGAUCCCCACACUCCCCAUCACCAUCACCAUCCCACUGCAUCAGGACAGUGAAUGCAGACUGAUCCCUCAUACACAAUAUCACUCAGCUCUUGUCACCAUGGAAAUGAGAGUGGCUUCCAUCACCUGACCAUUUCAUCCAAUCGAACGAGCACUCACUCAGUUUGCACAGAAGAGUGAUGUGUCAUUGCCGCCCAUCCAGCCAUCUGUCAGUACGAUGGUCCAUCUGUGCGCUCCCAUGACUGUCCAUCACAGCACUGUGUGGUGAACGAGCUGUUUUCUUUGCCCGUGCUUUCCUUCUUACCCAUGAUCCUCUAAACCAUCUAUAGUUUUUUUUUUCUCUCCGCUCUCUCUCUCUCUCUCGACCAUUUUUGUUCCCCUCCAGAACUUCUUUAAGCACUUACAUCUCCUCUUUUGUUUGCACGUUUCCUUCCUCCUUCUCCUUCCUUCCUUUUUCCUGGGCACUCAAAUGACGCGGUGCUGUGUUUGGCUACAUGAGGCUCCAACCGCAAACAACCAGAUGCCGAAUAAUGUACUCAUUGUUAAACUUUCCAUUCAGGUUUUUUUUUUGGAAAAAAAAAAAAGCAAAAAAAUAUAUAUUAAAAAAUCCAUACAUUAAAAAAACAAAAAAAACAUUUACAGAGAUAAGAAAUGAAUGUUUGUUUUUAUUUUGUGUGUAAUAUGUAUUGAAUUAAGGCAGAAACUAGCUGUAUCUAUAUAGUGCAUGGCAAUUUUAACAGAGAGACGGUUUCUGGAUCCAGGCGCAGACUUUGACCUCUCUCUCAUGUAGAGAUUUUAGCUGGAUUGUACAUUUUAUUGUCUUCUUGUGAUCAUAUUUUAAAUAAGUGAAAAAUAUCUGCUUGGCUACAUCGUCACAGGGACAUGCUUUAAUCGAAGUGUGCUUUUUCUUUCUUUUGGACCAUGCCACGCACACUUAAAUGGUUGCAUGGGGCUGGAAAAAGAUGUAUGUAUUGUAUUAUGAAGUGUAAUAUUAGCCCACGUUUUGGUUCGUUAACGUUCUACACACUCUUUGUUUUUAGGGAAGGGUCUAGGCCCUUUUUGCCUCAUGAAGUUUUAUUCCAUGUCGGGAUUUGGUAUGGGGCCGGGAUUAGGGAAGGGAGGUAUGGAGUGGUGGUGGGAUUUUGCUUCAGAAAUAGCCACCAUUUUCAGAUUGUGUGAAUUUUGUCCCACUUUCCCCUCUUUGUAUUCCCCCAGUGUCUGUGAUAUUCACGAACACAUUUUGGGACAGAAACACCUCACCUUCUCCCCCUCUUUUAUUGUUUCACUGAAGUAUCUCAUAGCACCUUACAGGCCAGAGCAGGUAGGAAGGAACGGGUAGAUAUGAAAUAUAAAUGUAACGCGGUCUUUUGAAAUGACCUCUCGAGAGUUAUUGUAAAAGUGCCACGAUGUCGAAGGAAAUUGUGAAUUGUUGUAAAAUACGUUGUAUGAGACACACAGCCAUUAAACGAGUCAAACAUUGUGCAGUUAUGUCACAGUGCACACUGCUCAUUACGUUCCUGUAUAGAAUUACCUUAGCUCUAAAAUCUGGUGUUGUGCUGAUUAGUGGAUACUCUGAGGUGAGUGUCUGUGGUCAGUAGGGAGCAAAGAAAGCUCUUUCUGUGACUUUUUCCUUCAGUAUCUAUUCAAAUCAUUGGCUUAGAAGGGGAAAAGCUUUCUACAACACUGUAACCCAUGAAUAAAGUUUUGAAUGUACAUACAAA